AUGUUGCUAGCUCUUAAAUCAAAGAAUAAACUAGGUUUUAUAGAUGGUACGAUAGCUAAACCUGAGGAGAAUGACAAUUUGUUUGGACUUUGGGAUAGAUGCAACACUUACAUUGUGGCCUGGAUUAACCUUUCACUUGAACCAAGCAUCUCUCAAUCAGUGAUAUAUAAUAAUAUAGCUAGUGAUAUGUGGAGUGAUCUGAGGCAUAGAUAUUACCAAGGAGAUAGGUUUACGGUUGCCGAAUUACAAGAGGAGUUGCACGCAUUACGACAAGGAGAUCUAAAUGUCACAACAUAUUUUACAAAUCUCAUAUCGAUAUGGGAAGAGUUAGAGAAUUUUAGAGGAAUUCUAGCAUGUAGUUGUGGAAGCAACUGUGUAUGUGGCCUGGGAGUAAUAAGGAGCCAUAGAGCUGAAAAUCAAGUAACAAAAUUCUUCAAAGGGUUGAAUGAUCAAUACUCUAGAAUGAGAUCUCAAGUGAUGUUGAUGGAACCACUCCCUAGCAUCAAUGUGGUAUUCUCUUUACUUACACAACAAGAGCGACAAGCUCACAGCCUUGGACCAACCUCACACAUCAUGCCAUACUUUGCCACUCCCUCAAACACUUCAGAGGCUCAAUAUGGCAGAGGGAGAGGAAGGGGUAGAGGAGGAAGGUCCCAAGCUACUAGAAGAGGCCAAGGAGGAAGAAGUAGAGUGCAAUGUACACAUUGUGGCAAGACUGGUCACAUCGUGGAUGUAUGCUACAAGAAACACGGCUUUCCACCGCAUUUGAGGAACAAAUUUGGUGGAGAGGCUGCUGUGAAUUCUCUGGCAGUAGUUGAGCUUGAGAGGAUAAAUGAAAAUCUCAGCACCAAACUGGAUGGGAGUGGAAUUGUCGAGUCUGGAUUCACUGCAGAACAACGACAAGCAUUACUAGCCCUUUUAGAUGCACUGUGUGAGAUCCAGGACCGCAGCUCCAUGAGGAUGAUUGGGAGAGUUGAAACUGUUGGUGGUCUCUAUGUACUGGAUUCUCAACUCACUCCCUUACCAGUUGGAAAAAAGGCAAUUGGGUGCAAGUGGGUGUUCAAACUUAAACAUAACUCUGACGGGACCAUCGAACGGUACAAGGCACGUCUAGUGGCUAAAGGCUUUACACAAGUUCCAGGCAUCGAUUAUCUCAACACGUUUAGUCCUGUAGUAAACCUCAGCACACUGAGAAUUGUUCUGGCCAUAGCUGCGAUGAAAGGCUGGUUUUUGAAGCAAGUAGAUGUCAACACCGCAUUCUUACACGGGGACCUUGAAGAAGAUGUCUAUAUGUAG
Arachis stenosperma is the source of this 1296-nucleotide messenger RNA. RefSeq lists its product as uncharacterized. The transcript has 3 exons. The record is from RefSeq and is a predicted model, not a curated record. Bases 1 to 1296 code for a protein of 431 amino acids. NCBI's taxonomy places the organism in Eukaryota, Viridiplantae, Streptophyta, Magnoliopsida, Fabales, Fabaceae.